UCGUCAGUUCGAUUUUCGAGUUGGCGCGGUCCGCACUGGCAGUUAGCAUUUCGUCUCCAACCAUCAACAUUCCGGACAAUUCUACGUUGUUCUCGUUCAGAGAUUGAUGAAUUAACUGUAUUUCGAGCCUCAAGAUGUCUCACAAGGACAUUUAUUACUCGGAGAAGUACAACGACGACCACUUUGAGUACAGGCAUGUUGUGCUACCGAAGGGCAUGCUCAGUAAAAUCUCCACAACUCACCUUAUGUCAGAGGAAGAAUGGCGCAGAAUUGGAGUACAGCAGAGUCGAGGGUGGAUCCACUACAUGAUUCACAACCCAGAGCCCCAUGUUCUUCUUUUUAAACGACCACUUCCAAAAGAUGAACAAAAGUAAUUCUGCUCUUCUUUUCCUGUCCAAUCACAUUUAAAAUCGCAGGGUUUUCUCAAUUGUACAAAUCUUCACCCUCACUUCCCAUUCUAAACUUAUCCUGUAUUAAAAUGUGCUUCAGUUCUUUUACUUCAGAGAUUUAUGUGUUUUUUAAAGUUUUAAGGAACUAAUUUUAUUACCAUGUUGCAUUUUAAGUUAUCAGUUACUUUUAUCCAAAUUCAUGGAAAGAUUCUCUUUGAAUGAGUGGUUUGUGACAGGAAAUGGAAAAUGUACAUAUCUAUUUAUUUUUGACAACUGUGCCCUGCUCCAUUUUGUAUAUACACCUGUCAUUAAGUUUCAUUAAAGUAAGUGCUUCACCAUCA
Messenger RNA from Thrips palmi, 730 nucleotides. RefSeq names its product cyclin-dependent kinases regulatory subunit 2 (gene Cks30A). NCBI's taxonomy places the organism in Eukaryota, Metazoa, Arthropoda, Insecta, Thysanoptera, Thripidae. Gene Ontology annotation, cellular component: cyclin-dependent protein kinase holoenzyme complex; SCF ubiquitin ligase complex. Gene Ontology annotation, biological process: regulation of mitotic cell cycle. Gene Ontology annotation, molecular function: ubiquitin binding; protein kinase binding; histone binding. The coding region runs from base 135 to 374 and encodes 79 amino acids. The record is from RefSeq and is a predicted model, not a curated record. The transcript has 3 exons.